AUGUGGCGCGGCGGUGGCUCUUACCACAGCCGCUUCCCGCCUCCCCUGGGGCCUCCCGGAGCCUCGCCGGAGCCGCUUGUCCAGGGAUUUACAGCAUCCCUAUCUCAGAAGAACAAAACUGCUUGGAGUGGAAGGAAAUCUGCAAAAGAUGGCCUGAAUCAGGAGCCUGUGGCACCUUUGCAGGCAGCACCUGAUGAAAGUCAAGACAUCAUUGCUUCUGUUCGGUGCAUCUUGGACAGAGAAAAUUACUUUGUGAGGGAGGUGGAUGGAUAUUUGAGGCACAAUGAUUUCUUAAAUCUGAGAAAGAAGGAGAUCCUUUACAAGAAAUGGCUUAAGGAUGUUUCAGAACCACUGCUGCAGAAAAUUGAGGACAAAAUGGACAGUCAGUCAAGUGAAGAAAUACGGAAAAGGAAAGACGAACAACUGUCUCUCUAUUUAAACUAUUGUAAAAAGAAGGGCUAUGUGGCUUUGGAAGCUUAUGACCCGUCAGAGUACGACCCAUUCUUCCUGAAGACAUGUACAGACUGCUGGAAGGUUUCAAUACCACCUUUACAGGAUCCUCUGUUAAAAGACAUUCAAAGAAAGUUUAUUGAGACAGGCAUUGUCAAGCAGUGUGAGACAGGAAGACCAUGCUCUACCAGAGAGCUGAACGAACUCAGUAAAGCGGAACUGCCACUUCUUCCUUUGAGCCGGCAACGUAUGGAUGCAGUUCAGUGGCUGAAGAUACCACACGCCUACAUUGCUAGUGAGGUCCACCGAACAAGGAGGCAGAAAGUCAUCAGCCACCACAAAGAUGGCAAGAGCCGAUGA
Messenger RNA from Gavia stellata (red-throated loon), 810 nucleotides. It is a transcript of the gene FAM228B, whose product is annotated as family with sequence similarity 228 member B. The transcript has 8 exons. NCBI's taxonomy places the organism in Eukaryota, Metazoa, Chordata, Aves, Gaviiformes, Gaviidae. The coding region runs from base 1 to 810 and encodes 269 amino acids. The record is from RefSeq and is a predicted model, not a curated record.